This is a messenger RNA of Lactuca virosa, 1172 nucleotides long. Lineage: Eukaryota; Viridiplantae; Streptophyta; Magnoliopsida; Asterales; Asteraceae. The record is from the annotation of a GenBank genome assembly.
CAUAAAUACCACCGUUCACAACACACUCCACUCACAAAACCAUUAUCACUUCUCAGUUCUCUCGACCUGAAAGCCAUGACUAAAGACGUUGAAGUGGCGGAGCACCACGGCGGCGGCGGCGAAUACGCCGCCAAGGACUACCACGAUCCACCUCCUGCCCCCUUCUUUGACGCCGACGAACUCACCAAAUGGUCCUUCUACAGAGCACUCAUCGCCGAGUUCGUCGCCACUCUCCUCUUCCUCUACGUCACUGUUUUAACAGUCAUCGGUUACAAAAGCCAGACCGAUCCUGCUUUGGACCUCGAUCAGUGCGGCGGCGUUGGAAUUCUCGGCAUCGCCUGGGCCUUCGGUGGCAUGAUCUUCAUCCUCGUCUACUGCACCGCCGGUAUCUCCGGAGGACACAUUAACCCUGCUGUCACAUUCGGAUUGUUUUUGGCGAGAAAGGUGUCGUUGAUUAGGGCUGUAGGUUACAUGAUUGCACAGUGUUUGGGAGCAAUUUGUGGUGUAGGGUUAGUGAAAGCUUUUCAGAGCUCAUACUACGACCGGUACGGCGGCGGUGCCAACGAAUUGGCCGACGGUUACAAUAAGGGCACCGGACUCGGUGCUGAGAUCAUCGGAACCUUCGUCCUUGUUUACACUGUCUUCUCUGCCACCGAUCCCAAGAGGAGUGCACGAGACUCCCAUGUUCCUGUAUUGGCACCACUUCCCAUCGGAUUCGCUGUUUUCAUGGUGCACUUGGCCACCAUUCCGAUCACCGGCACCGGCAUCAACCCGGCGAGAAGUUUUGGCGCCGCCGUGAUUUACAACAAGGCGAAGGCAUGGGAUGAUCAAUGGAUCUUCUGGGUGGGACCAUUCAUCGGAGCAUUGGCCGCCGCCGUCUACCACCAGUUUGUACUGAGAGCCGCCGCAAUCAAGGCACUUGGCUCUUUCAGAAGCAAUGCUUGAGCUUGAAAGAUGUUCAUCCAUGGCUGUUCAUGCCUUGUAGAUAUCUUUGCAAAUUCCCCUUAAAAGAAUUGGGUUUCAUGUAAUUGUUAUUUAUUUUCUUUGUGUCUUGUUUAUGUGAAUUGUAAGUGUUCUUUUUUUUCUUUUUUAAUUUUGAUUUUGUGAUCCAAGUAUUUCAAGAUCAAAAGGUGUGGAAAUAUGUAAUUUAAGAGUUCAUGUUCUUAUCAUAA